This is a messenger RNA of Linderina pennispora, 1550 nucleotides long. RefSeq lists its product as uncharacterized. The transcript is spliced from 2 exons. NCBI's taxonomy places the organism in Eukaryota, Fungi, Kickxellomycota, Kickxellomycetes, Kickxellales, Kickxellaceae. The coding region runs from base 366 to 1418 and encodes 350 amino acids. The record is from RefSeq and is a predicted model, not a curated record.
UGACCAGGGGCAAAAAGUACCACCAGCAGUGCGCCGAGCAAAAGUACGGCGAGCGCGCUGUGUCGCUCGAGGAGGCCAAGCGCCGGGUCCGUGCCCAGAGAGGCAAUGCUUAAAGAUAGACGUCUAUUGUGCGCGUACUUGUCUCCAUUUUCCUGCUUUCUGGGUAUGCGCCGACCUGGACACACCCUUCUGUCGUCAGGUGGCAGGGAUUCGCAGAUACACCGUCCCCCUGCUGCCUGGCCUGGAGACCCCCCUGACCGCUUGCCACCUUUCUUUUCUGAAUCGUUUAAUUUCUUCCUCUAUUUCCUUUUUGCUCCAUCCUCAGUAUAAUAGCCAUCACAUUUUUCCUUUUUCGCACAUACGCCAUGUAUCAGCCUGUUGUAAUGGCAAAGGGCAAGCUGCCAGAGCAAAUUGGCCUUGGCCAGCCAGUGCUCGAGCUGAGAGAACCGCCAAAGCACACCGUGGUUGUAAAGUACGACAUGUUGCGACUGCUAUCUAUCCGCAAAGACACUAAUAUGACCAGCUCGUUUCUGGUCGAACCAGACUCGAAUCCAUACAAUACCACUAUUGUCACCGUGUGCAUUGAUCUCCACAUUACCUCAGCACCGCAAAUCGAUGAAAUCCGCAAUGCAGUUCGUGCCACCACCACCAAAGACACAUAUGCCCUGGAGCUCACACAAAUCGACCCGCCACUGAUAUACACAAAGGUGUUUAUCUACAUGCCGCACACUACGGCAGUGCUGCCGGGCCUGCACAUCGAUGCGCCAAACUGCCACAUGGUGCUCCACGACCUUGCCAAGUCACAGUUUGGCGACAUCCGCAUCCUGACUAGCAAGGGCCGGUGCUUGAUUUCGAGUGUGCGGUGCCAGUUCCUGUGGGUGGAGUGCACGCAGACGUACGUGCUGCUAUUCGAUGCCAAGGCACAGAAAUCAAUCGAUGUUAUUACCGAAAGGCGCCCGAUAAUGUGCACAGAGUGCAAUGCCCGCUUCAUGGUGCUCAAAACCACCGAGGGCAACGUGAACGCCAACCGGAUAAACGUCCGCCGCUCACUCCAGAUCUCCACCACUCUGGCCCCAAUAAGCCUCAAUAACGCCAUCAUGCGCUCCGCCGAACUCACAACCACGCGCGGUGACAUCAUGGCUGAGUAUGUGUGCGCGCGCAUGUUUCAAAUGUCCUCUACAAACGCUCAACUCUCUGGCUCCCUGAUAAUCCAGCGCUUUAUGGCUGUAUAUGCCGAGCGUAGCCAGGUGAGCCUGGACCUGAAGGAGUACAAUGCAAGGAAGAUGCCAGAGGUUACCCUCAAUAUCCCCUACAGUACCUUGAACAUCCACUUGCCAACUCGGUUCAUCAGCCUCCCGGAAACAUUCCGCGAGAAUGGUGCUGUGAAAGUGAAGUGGAUUGAUGGCGCCGAGGCAUGAAUCCAGGGCUUUACAAUUCUUUUGCCACUGGGUUGCUGUGAAAGAUGACAUCACAGUUGUUUAGAGCUAGACCACAGUGGCAUUGUAAUAGGGCACAGGCCCUUGCCAACUUUCAACUGCGAUAGAGAAUAU